ACGGCCUUGACCUGUGACCCGUCGCACCCCCCGAAAGGGCCUCAUAUCGGAUUCCUCUGAUGCUGCUAGAAGUCGAUGAUGGCGAGUUACGUGAGUUCACCGACUGUGGAUCAAGUAAAAGCUCGUUUGGAAAAGUACGACAUCCGGGCCUCCCAAACCUUCCCUGACUCUGUGCAUGAUCAUCUCCGGCGGAGCAGCGUGCUCGUACCUCUGUUUUUCCGGAACGACACCCUACAUGUCCUACUGACGCUUCGUUCGGCCACAUUACGUCAUCACGCCUCGACUGUAGCCUUUCCGGGCGGGAGAAAAAACGAAGACGAUGUGGAUGACGUUGCAACAGCGCUACGAGAAGCUGAGGAAGAAAUAGGACUUCCCCCAUCACAAGUAGAGGUGGUCAGCUGCUUGGGCCCAACCUUCUUCCGACCAAAUUAUUCCGCAUUCCCAGUAGUUGGUUUUAUACCAGAUGGUUUCAAGCCGGUUCCAAACACAGAUGAAGUUGAGUUUGUGUUCUCCGUUCCUUUAGCGAGGUUUCUACAGGAAGACUUCGCGACCACUGAAACGACAUUGUUAGGCCGAAAGAUCUUUAUUUGUCAUUUCCCGUGCGAGACUGAGAGGGGGGAGGUUUCUGUAUGGGGGGGAACAGCAUGGAUAUGUGUAUUGUUGGCUGCCAUUGUUUACCAAGAAACAUUCAGUAUCUCCUUUUUCAGCAACAGCAACGCGAGCAAGGAUCUAGCCAAGGAAUUAGAAGAUUUCUUCUUAUACAUGUGUGAAAACACAAAGCCUCAACACAAACUUUGAUUUUCAGGAAGUGAAAUGACUUUUGACAUCCAAGGAUAUUUCGCCACGUGAUGAUCGGGAUCAAGGGUUGCACAAAUUUGUUGUGUCCCUUAGCUGUGUUAGGAUCUGCUGAUCGGUAGAAUGUUAUUAUCGUUUAUGAUUAAUUUUCUGUAGGCUUGUUUGUCCAUACUCUUCGCCAUCUCGAGAGUGGCCAACGUAUACAAGCUGAUUUAAUUUAAAUACUAUGGAUAGCUAGGAUUCAAUUAAAGCUGGUUGCGAAUUGACUACGUAAGGUUUGGGUGAACGUAUCCUUCCAUGGAUAAUGAACUCUCACUUGAUUAUAUUUAUAACGUUUCUAUACUUUGAUUGUAGAGCCUUGUUUCUACAUUUCUCUCUAUAUAUACGGGUGCUGACACAUAUUUUUGUCUCUGAAAUAAUAUAUAUGUAUGUGUGUGUA
This is a messenger RNA of Haliotis rubra (blacklip abalone), 1234 nucleotides long. RefSeq names its product nudix hydrolase 11-like. Gene Ontology annotation, molecular function: coenzyme A diphosphatase activity; acetyl-CoA hydrolase activity. The record is from RefSeq and is a predicted model, not a curated record. The coding region runs from base 76 to 798 and encodes 240 amino acids. The transcript is spliced from 2 exons. Gene Ontology annotation, biological process: coenzyme A catabolic process. Lineage: Eukaryota; Metazoa; Mollusca; Gastropoda; Lepetellida; Haliotidae.